Molecule: messenger RNA, 3665 nt
Organism: Phragmites australis (common reed)
Lineage: Eukaryota; Viridiplantae; Streptophyta; Magnoliopsida; Poales; Poaceae
Exons: 6
Coding region: 960-3389 (809 amino acids)
Source: RefSeq, a predicted model, not a curated record
UUCCUUUCUUUACACUCCAAUCCAGAGGUAGAAGAGGAGAGAGAAAGGUAUGAGAGAGAGAAUCUCUCAGGUCUGAUUGUCCAAAAGACUGAACUCACACAGGAAAAAAGCAAGAGAGGAAUGGAAAAGGCACAUAGAAGCCCCAAAUUUAUGGCUUUUCGCCCCCAAAAACCAAUGCAAAGUGAUGAUGUUUAAUGCCUUCUCCUGUCCACCCACCCACCAAACCGGCGGAAGAAAACCAAGAAAAACAAGUAUAGCAGAGUAAUACAAGUGGAGGCAGAGAAUAAGAAGACCAGAAGUUGACAAACUUUUCCUGUUCUUCGAGAAGCUCUUUUUUUCUCAUUCAGUUCUCUUCUUUUCUGCUAGAGAGAGGGGGGAAGCUGAGAGGGAAGAGAAAGAAGGAACGAAUGAGAUAUUUCCCCCUUAUCAUCCUCUCUCUGCCAAUCUAGUCCCUGGUCUGCAUCUAGGUCUCCUCCCUUCCUUGCGUGGCUUGGUGAGGAAGGAUUAUACCUUUGUCCAUGUGGAUGGAGAUAAAGUAGUAUUGUUUAGAGCUGUUGCUGUUUGUUUGGUUGGUCUUGUCUCCUUGUUUGAGGAAGUGGGGAAAGGUGGAAUCUUUGGUUGGAUCAUGGUGGUUCCAAGGCGGCCGGUGGGCUUCUCCUUGUGACAUGUCUCCUCUUGGUGACGCAACGCAACCUGGACUUUUCUUCUGCUGAUGAUAAAGAUGAACUGAAACAGUUGGCACUCAUAACUCGGUUUCUUGGGAGCAAUAUAGAGGCUCGGUUUGCAGAAUCUACCACCCACCGUUGUUUUACAACCGAGCACUUCGUCUCUUCCAGGUGCAUUUUCCUCUGCUGCAAAAGGAAUAGCUGAAGAAACCGGCUGAACAAUCCAGUUGUUCUUGGAACUACAUAGACUUGAUCUGCAGAUUCUUCCAUCCAGCACUGCUUCACAUCCUUUGAAUGGGAACAAAAGUUGAGGGCAAGACCUAUAUUCCAGGAUACUUUGACACGGCAAACUCUAGUGUGAACUCUAACGGCAAUGUGUUGCCGUACCACGAGGAGAACAAACCAAGUGUGCAUCUUAGUGACAAGUUCACAAUGAUAUCUGCCAAUGGAUCUGUACAUUAUGACAAGGAAAUGCUAAAGCGGACAAUGCUUGUACAUGAAGCAACAUUUCGGAAACAGGUGUAUGAACUUCACCGUCUGUACAAAAUUCAGAAGGACUUAAUGGCACAUUUCCAAAGAGAAGAGUUCAAUGGUUAUCCUAGAUAUGCAGAUACAAUACAGCCAAGGUCCUAUGCAUCACAGGCACCACCUGGGGAUGUUAAAGGAGUGUGGCAAACCAGAAAUCCUAUGUUUGGACAUGAUCUUAAGCAAUCAUCCAUACAAUUCAUGAACGAAAGUAGUUCACAAUAUAGUGUGAGUGGAGCUUCUUUGAGGCAUAACAAUAUUACGUCUAGAAAGAAAAUGUUGGACCUUCAGCUUCCGGCAGAUGUAUAUGCUGAUGACGAUGACGAUGUGGAGAUACUGGGUGAGAAGCCUUUGAAAAGUUUGCCAGGGGCUAAUGGUUCUGUUCUUGGUGGUGUCAAGCCUAACGUUGGAAAUAGUGAGGGCUCUUCACAUGUGAAGAAAAGUUGGAGCAUUGAUAUACAGCCACAUCACAACUCAGCUGUGCAUAUAUUGAACAAACCAGUCGAAGAAUCAUCUGAUACGAAAAUAAUGGAUUUUCUUGGUUUCGGAAUCUCUGCUUCUCAGAACAAGCAUUAUAUGUCACGGGGAGUGAACUUGAACCUCCUAAGCUUCGAAGGCAACUUAAAAGAAAAGUAUGUUGGUAAAGUAUCUGGUUCAAGGUCCUUUGGUUCAAAUGAGGAAAUAAGGCAUAACAAUUCAUUCAGACAGAGAAAGGAUGACCCAAACGCCAGCAUGGCAUGGUUAAAAUACAAACAAAAUUGUUCUGAUUCCUCAAAGGGGCAUUACUUGUCCAGUACUAGCACCUUCAAUCAUUUAAUCCUUGCACCUCCUGGCUUCAAUCAUGCACUGAAUUCUCCGUGGCAAAGCAACAAUAUAAAUUACUUGACUGAGAGACGUUAUGAUACUGCUGAAACGUCCAUUGCUAAGAAUGCUCUCUCCAAUGGUAUGUUGAUGGACUCUACUCCAAAUACACCAUAUCAUCAUUCACUGAAGAUUCGUGGAGAGCCACAAUAUCAAAACGUUCCCCCACUCCAUGAUUACCUGAAGGAUAUAAAUCUGAAUGAUGUGCCAGCAGAUAACACUGCAACUUGGGAACAGGGAUGUGAGAAUUCUGUGGCUGAUUUCUCUUGCCUCAGAAAGAAAUGGGUAAACCUGAUGAAGUCACAAGUCCCAUCAAGUUGUGCAAAUGGCCAUUCCCAGACUUUUGUCAGCUCUACAUCAUAUUCAGAAGAUAGAACUCCCACAAGAAUCCCCGGUGUCCCCAUCAGUGUUGAUGCUGAAAAAGAUUCUCGGUGCUCACCCACUCUACAUUGUGACAUAAACGUUGCACCAUCGAUUAAGUGUGAAGCUGACAUGGAAGUGCAACCCCAAAGCAAGAAUGCUGACACAAGUAUUAGGAAUCUCAUUGACCUGAAUGAAGCAUUGCCGAUCAUGGAUGAUCCAGAGAUGGAUGUUCGUGAAUCAGAAGGUGACAUUGUUCCUCAUGAAACAGAGACGGAUAUUUGUGAAUCAGAAGAUGACAUUGCUCCUCAUGAACCCGAUAAUCCUUCAAGGGAUUCUCUUGUCAUAACUGCAGCAGAGAGUCUGGUGGCAAUGUGUAACGAUGUCGUUCAGCCAGGAUCUCCUCAACUUGACACUCUGCAUUGGUUCGCUGACCUAGCUUCAUCGAAGGAGAACACAAUGCUCGACAAUGACAGCGAUGAUGACUUUGAGGCUUUGACACUGAAGCUGCAAGAAACCAAAAGUUACGAGUACCAUCCAAUACCAAGAACCCAGGAGGGUAACAGCAACGAUGGACGGUGCUCUGCAGCUUCACUGCUUAUCACAAGGCCUCGGAGAGGCAAGGCACGAGGACGCCCUCAGAAGAAAGACUUUCAGAAGGACGUUCUGCCUGGUCUCGCAUUGUUGCCAAAGCACGAGGUGUCAGAGGAUCUUUGUACCCUUGGAAGGUCAAAGCUAGUCACCCCGACAAAGCGAGGAGGCCGGAAUGGGCAGCAACCGAGGGGGAGGCGCCGAGCGAGAAGCGUGGCUGUCACCGUGGAGGAAGCUGAGGUCAGCCCGCCACCAGUGCCACCACCGCUUGUUCCUGCUGAUUUGGAUGCUGAUGCGCAGGGGAUAACCAAGUGGGGAAGGACAACCAGGCGUUGUCGAAGGCCAAGAUGCCCACCAGCAAGCAAUGCCUCAUUGCCUAUAGCUUGAGAAAAGUUUUUAGGUGUCUUAGUUGAUGAGAAUUGAUCAGAAACUGUGUUUUUUUUUUUUUUUGUGUGACGGAGUUGGAGAUAAAUUCAGGAACUCUUAGGUUCAAAGUAAUCAAUCAAAAUUGUACAUGCUUCUCAGCACUAAUUUGGGCUCCAGAAACCUGCUUUGGAUCGUAACAUUGUACACCGCUUUAAAAUGAACUCUAAUUCUAGAAAGAAAAGCACCUGAGAGUGUUUGCCUUUCUAUCAUUAUAUGUUGGAAUUUCAGUUUCAGUAA